AUGAGUGAAUCAACGCCUAAAAGAAAUUCUAAGACGAAUGAAUUAGAAACAGUUACUGAAGAACCAACGGUGAAAAGCAAAACUUCUGAAUUACCGGAAAAUGACAAUAAUAAUAAUGAUAAUAGUACUAAUAGUAAACUCAGUCAGCGAAGAAAUUCUCGGUUGGAUAGCAUAUCUAAAGCACAAGGUGUUAAACGUUUAUCCUUAUCAAGAUAUUCAACUACAGGACAAGUUCAACCUCAAACACCAGCUAGUUGUCCGAAUCGUUCCCCGCUAUCCUGCCUAAAUGUUUCUAUCAAUGGACCAAUAUCAGCAGUGGAGACAAACAAGGUGCUCACGUUUCAAGAAAACGACUGUCCGACAGCAGGAGGUGGUGGUGGUAGUAGCAGUAGCAGAAAAAUUAGUCAGUAUACACCAUCAUUGUCAUCGACCUCGGGGCCUGGAAAUCGACCACCAUUGUCAAUGUUAAGUAUUCUAGCCGCAAAACGAAUUACACGGAAAUUUUUAUCAACAUUUACUGAUGAUAAAUAUCAUAGACGUUUAAGCACAUUCAGUAGAUUAUCAUCUGUUAGUCCAGCACCGUAUAAUCUAAUCAGUAUGUUACCGACUUAUCAACUUGGUCCAAAAGAGGUAUUCAAUAUAACUAGCAUACAGCCAAGAGUUGAACAGUUGGUACAAUCACGUCUUGAAUCGCUUCCAAAAAUCUAUGAUGAUAAGAGAGCCAGUCGGCUGUGUAUCACACUGACGAAUGAAAUCAAAUCUAUGCUUAGAAACAAUGGAAAAGACCGUUAUCGUUAUCUGGUGUAUGGUUUAGUGAUGCAAAAUAAUAAACAGCUAGCUGGAUUCACCAGUCGUGUACUCUGGGACAUGAAUUAUGAUCGUACAUUCUGUGUAACUGUAAACAAUUCAACCUAUUGUAUUUCCCUGGCUUGUUUCAUUGUCUAUAAAGAGUGA
Molecule: messenger RNA, 954 nt
Organism: Trichobilharzia szidati
Lineage: Eukaryota; Metazoa; Platyhelminthes; Trematoda; Strigeidida; Schistosomatidae
Source: the annotation of a GenBank genome assembly